CAUCCCGAUGCGCUCACCGAGCCCAAACAGACGCAAGUGGUCGAGCCCAACCAAGAAGCGAAGAAGUCCUGUGAAUGCGACGCACGCACGCACGCCAAAUCGAGUGGCACCGAGUUUUGAGGUCUGGGGCCUCAGCCCUCAGCUUACUAGUGCCUCAGCUUACUGGUUUCUGGAGGCCGCGCCCGAAACAGCGGGGGAGGAGAGCGACCAGCGGAGUCCAAGGGGAAGGCGAAUGAGCGACGAGGCGGCGGCGCGGGCGGGGGUGGAGUCCAUCGGGCGGCGGCGGGCGCGGGAUGGGCGCGGGGCGGCGGCGGGGCAGGCGGCGGGGCCGGUGUGGGAGUUCGAGCGGGAUCUGGUGGCGGGGGCGGUGAUGGGGGGCGCGGUGCACACGGUGGUGGCGCCGAUCGAGCGCGUCAAGCUGCUGCUGCAGACGCAGGACGGCAACGCCGCGCUGCUGGGCAGGGCGCGCAGGUUCCGCGGCUUCGCCGACUGCGUCGCGCGCACCGUCCGGGACGAGGGGCUGCUCUCGCUCUGGCGCGGCAACGGCACCGGCGUCAUCCGGUACUACCCCUCCGUCGCCCUCAACUUCUCGCUCAAGGAUCUGUACAGGAACAUACUGAAAGAUGCCGGAACCUCAGCAGACGACAAGUUAGCUUCUAUCGCUCUUACCAACUUCUUUGCUGGUGCUGCUGCCGGAUGUACUACCCUGGUUCUCAUCUAUCCGCUCGACAUUGCCCAUACUCGUCUUGCUGCGGAUAUUGGCCGGACCGACACCCGCCAGUUCAGAGGCAUUCGCCAUUUUAUCCAAACCAUCUACAAGAAAAAUGGCAUCAGGGGCAUCUACAGGGGAUUGCCAGCAUCACUCCAUGGGAUGGUUGUCCACCGGGGCCUGUAUUUUGGUGGCUUCGACACCGCCAAGGAUGUUCUCGUGCCUCUGGAGUCCCCCUUGUGGCAGCGCUGGAUUACAGCACAGGCUGUCACAUCCAUGGCAGGGCUCAUCUCCUAUCCACUGGAUACUGUGCGGCGAAGGAUGAUGAUGCAGUCGGGGAUGGAGGUGCAGAUGUACAGCAGCACCCUCGACUGCUGGAGGAAGAUAUACAGGCUUGAGGGUGUCAGGUCGUUCUACCGCGGAGCACUGUCUAACAUAUUUAGGAGCACUGGUGCGGCUGCCAUACUCGUUUUGUAUGAUGAGGUCAAGAAGUUCAUGGAUAGGGGUAGGUUGUAACUGCUAUAGAGGGGUCCUUCACAGAUUUUUGGAUUCAACAUGGGGGGAGGGAUUAGGCCAAAGGUACAGGGAGCAGCAGCUCGAGCAUUUUGUAACUGAAUGCUGGUUUCCUACUUCUUACUAACCAUUUGAUGUAACUGAGCCUCAUGCUUCUAAACAAUGUAGCUUGUUCAUUUCACCUUAUGGUAGUUCUUCCCUUUCA
This is a messenger RNA of Panicum virgatum (switchgrass), 1427 nucleotides long. RefSeq names its product probable ADP,ATP carrier protein At5g56450. The transcript has 2 exons. The record is from RefSeq and is a predicted model, not a curated record. Gene Ontology annotation, biological process: mitochondrial ADP transmembrane transport; mitochondrial ATP transmembrane transport. NCBI's taxonomy places the organism in Eukaryota, Viridiplantae, Streptophyta, Magnoliopsida, Poales, Poaceae. Gene Ontology annotation, cellular component: mitochondrial inner membrane. Gene Ontology annotation, molecular function: ATP:ADP antiporter activity. The coding region runs from base 8 to 1225 and encodes 405 amino acids.